AGUGCCCGCGGCGGCUAGGCCCGGGCCAGGUGCUUUCGGGCCAGCUGUCAGAGGAGCUUCCAGGACUGAAUCCGGAGCUUCUUCCGAAGACAUGGGGGACCAAGACCUCCCAAGUGUGCUGGUGUCUGAAUUUGAAGGAUCGCAAGGCAUUAAUGAGGAUUAUGCUGGAGAGCUGCGGAAGUACUUUAAUCUCAUAACCAUGCAGGAAUUUCUAGAAAAUAAGGUGCAGUUUGGUAAAAAAAUCCAAGCUGUGUAUGUUUGGAAAGGAAGGCCAGUCAUCAGUCAGGAGCUUCUGCAGGACUUGCCAUCCUUGAAGAUCAUUGCCAGCGCUGGCGUGGGCCUCGACCACCUGGAUCUGAACCUCAUCAACAACUUUGGUGUGCGGUUGGCCAACACACCCCAUGUUGUUUCCAGCCCCACAGCAGAUAUGGCAAUGGCCUUGCUGCUGGCUGCAGCCCGUAGAGUGGUGGAAGGUCACCAGCUGGCCAUUUCACCGGAUUCCAAGAAACUCUCUGUGGAAAUUCUGGGUGAAAGAGUGACAGGGGCCACCCUAGGCAUUGUUGGCAUGGGUGCCAUUGGCUACAAGAUUGCCCAGAGGGCCAGAGGGUUCGAAAUGAAGGUUCUGUACCACAACAGGAGACGCAGGGCACUGGAGGAGGAGGAAGCUGUUGGGGCCACAUACUGUGAAAAGUUGGAUGACUUGCUUCAAAAGUCAGACUUUGUGAUGUUAGCCUUGAACUUAACACCACAGACCCAGAAGAUGAUUGGGCAGAGGGAGCUAGGGCUGAUGAAGCCCACGGCCAUUCUUAUCAAUGUGGGCAGAGGUCUGCUAAUUGAUCAAGAGGCCCUAGUGGAAGCUCUUCAGACUGGGGUUAUUAAAGCAGCUGCAUUGGAUGUGACACACCCAGAGCCCCUACCCAGAGAUCACCCUCUGCUGAGGCUGGACAACGUCAUUCUGACACCACACAUAGGAAGUGCAACGCAUCAGGACAGAUGGCAGAUGAUGGAAGAGAUGGUGGAAAGCAUCCAGGCUGCUCUCAGGGGCCAUCCCAUCCCUAAUGAAGUACUGCUCAAGUGAUGCAUGUGACUGAGAAUGCAGUGAGACCAGAGCACAAGGAAUAAGUGGGCAUUUAUGAGCACUAUGCAUUUGAAAUGUUGAGAGUUCAUGAUAUAGAUCAAUAAUAUUUUGACUGAAAAACUUUAAGAAUGACAAUAUAGCUAAUGUUUCUUGA
Molecule: messenger RNA, 1232 nt
Organism: Sorex fumeus (smoky shrew)
Lineage: Eukaryota; Metazoa; Chordata; Mammalia; Eulipotyphla; Soricidae
Product: probable 2-ketogluconate reductase
Exons: 6
Coding region: 92-1078 (328 amino acids)
Cellular component (GO): cytosol
Molecular function (GO): glyoxylate reductase (NADPH) activity; NAD binding; hydroxypyruvate reductase [NAD(P)H] activity
Source: RefSeq, a predicted model, not a curated record